CUCCAGCAACCCUGUGACCCCAAAAGGAAAACAGCAGGUUAGUAUAAUGGAUGGUUUGACCUUUCAUUUUUUUUUUUUUUUUUUGCAGUAAAUCACUUUUUGUGCAGCUCGGACCCAGCAGAUUUUCAAGACUAUGGACCUGUGACAAUGGACUCUGAAUCAUGAUGCGAUCCCGCCUAUGAAAGGAUCAACUCAGUUUUGGGAUUUAUGCUCAAACUUUUUAAGAGUUCACUAACUGUUGCAGUAACCCACUAAAGUAUGCAAGUUAAAGUUUGCACAAAACACACAAUGUCAAUGUUUUAAGGGAUACGUCUUCAUUGUCUUUAACCAGCAUUUAGAUAACAAUUAAAUUUGUUUUUACAGCAAGUAAAUCACAGCAUUGCUCUCCGUGGAUCAAAUUAGUGGAAUUAAUAGGAUAUUUCACAUUAGCUCUCUCAUUAUGAGGUAUAAGGUUUUCUCAGGAGAUCAGAGAUAUGUUUUUUAUGUAAGCAGCUCAGAUUUCAGGCUACAUGCUCACUGUUUUUGGUGGGAAGCAUCACAGUUGGCUGCAGCUGUUUAACAACUGGAGAUAUUUUUAUUUUAACAGUUUUCAACUUUACACUUCUUGGAGACUUAAAGCCACAAAUAAAACCUUUCUUUCAGACUAAUAAGGGUUUUGCAGCGACUGCUGAUUUUAACUAUGUCUUUUCUCCGGACGGCUUUGAACAGCUCCGUCAUCAUUCAUCCUCCAGGCUUCUACAUCAUCGGAUUUGAGUCUUUACCAUCUGUCAACAUCUACUUCAUCUUUCUAGCAUUUGUUUAUGUGGUUACAGUGCUGUUUAACGGUUUGCUGAUUAUUGUUGUGGUUAUUAAUCCAUCCUUACACACUCCAAAAUUUCUGGCUGUCAUCAACCUUGCAGUGAUUGAUUUAUGUCUAAACACUUGCACUAUUCCUGGUAUGAUAAAGAUAUUUUUGGUUAAAGAUAAUUUUAUCCCAUUCAACUUGUGUUUGGUGCAAAUGUUUAUUUAUUAUGCAUUUGCAUCAUUAGAGUCUUACGCCCUCACUAUACUUGCUUAUGACAGGUUGGUGGCUAUUUGUUUCCCUUUGCGCCAAAACUCCAUCAACACAAUGCGCAGCAUGUGCUGCAUCAUCACCUUUACCUGGUCAAUUUCUUUGGGGGUCAUGAGCUACAUCACAAAUUUGGUAACAAAACUGUCAUUUUGUAACUCUGUCAGGGUGUUUAGUUAUUUUUGUGACUAUGCACCCGUGUUCAGGCUUGCCUGUAAUGAUUAUUCAAUGCAGUGGUUUGCAGGUUCCUUUUUGAGCAUGCUGACCCUUGCAGGGCCUUUUGCUUUCAUAGUGCUGUCAUACGUCAGCAUCCUGGUGACUGUGUUCAGAAUGAAGACUUUAGAUCGGCGCCUAAAAGCACUGGCUACUUGUGUGGAACACAUCAUCAUUGUUGCAAUCUUUUUUAUUCCUCUUCUUGUCAUUUUCACAAUUGGCUACCAUUUGGGAGCAGUUAACCCAGAUCAUAGAGUUCUAAGUCUGUCGAUGGCCUCUUGCCUUCCACCUUGCAUUAAUCCUAUUGUAUAUUCUUUGAAAACUAAAGAGAUCAAAACCCGAGCACUGACGCUUAUUAAAAAAAAUACUAUUAUUCCGACUAAAUCUUUGAGAACAAUCGUGGGGUUAAAAACACAGAAGUAAUCACAUAUCCUGGAUUGAAAUGUACUUGUUUUAUGUUUGAUCUAUUCAUUUAGUUAAAAAUUUAUUUUUCCAAG
This is a messenger RNA of Oryzias latipes (Japanese medaka), 1758 nucleotides long. Its product is annotated as olfactory receptor 2AT4-like. Gene Ontology annotation, molecular function: G protein-coupled receptor activity; odorant binding; olfactory receptor activity. Gene Ontology annotation, cellular component: membrane. Lineage: Eukaryota; Metazoa; Chordata; Actinopteri; Beloniformes; Adrianichthyidae. The record is from RefSeq and is a predicted model, not a curated record. Gene Ontology annotation, biological process: G protein-coupled receptor signaling pathway; detection of chemical stimulus involved in sensory perception of smell.